AGAGCUGCUUUCUUGUGCUCCUUCUGGGAGCCGCAGAUCUCAGGGCUGGGCAGCGUCCUGUACACCUGGCCAAGCCCCCCGGGGGGCCACGAGCUGGGUGGUGUGGCUGGGAACUUGCUGGUCUCCAGGGAGAGUGAAGGCUGACAUCUGUCUUGGGUCGUCCCUGGCCCCACGUUGGUCCUGCAGGCUCCUGCCACGCCCUCCUGUCUGCAGUGUUUCUGCAAUCUCCCAGGACGCCCUGUGUGUGCUCUGCUUCCCUGGCUGGGGCUAGCCCCUUUAUGGCCUUUGGUCUGUGAACUGAGCUGAGCUUUCCGUAGCUUCUUUUGCAGAACUUGGAGGCCUCCUGGGCAGUGCGUCCUGGAGAACAGGACUGGGGAAAUGGGUGAUAGCAACUUUUCUGCAGGUGAAGGGACUCCACGUGCCCACAUGGGUUUUUGCUGAGAAGACCUUGCUACCGUGCAGGUCAGCUGUGGUGCCUCUUCCAGGUUGGGGUUUUUUGUUCCAGGUUCCCCCAGACCCCAGGUUGAGCACCAGUGGGGGCUCAGAAAGCUGUCAGAGAAGAGGCUGUGUGAUCCUGAGAGACUGUCCUACCGACCACAGCUGGCCUGAGCCCUCGGGACGUUCCCACGGCCGGGAUAACUCCCAAUUCAGAGGCCAGCUCUGGCCCGGCCCACGGGGGUGGGGAAUCCGGUGUAGACCAGCGUGUUGAGGUUUGGGUAGUCUUCCAGGCAUGGGGCCCUGAGUGCUCGGUCUGCUUUUAAAAACAGGCUCCCGGGAUGAGGAGGCCCUGGGCUACAGGCUGUGUGUCUUGCCUGUGUCCUUUGGGGAGCGGCCAGGUCGGCCCUCCAGCCUGUUUACGUUCCCUGAUCAGGACUGUCUUGUGGUCAGCUAGCUCUUCCUCAGAAAAUUACAUUGAAAGGGAAGUGCCAGAGUGUCGGCCGACCCAUAGGAUGCCAUGAUGGGUCCUGAUCCCGGGUGCUUGUUGCUGUGGCUCAUGGCUCAUCUGGAAUAACCUUGACCUGGGGAUCGCUGUCCAACGUGGCUGCAGGAGCUGGUGCUGUAGCUGGUGGCUGUCCCCUCCUGAUGGUGCUGUGUCUUGUGCUACUUGUUAAGAGACUCGAGUCUGGGCUGGAGCUAAGAGGGUGGUGGCCAUGGGGGCCUAGGGUUUGCUCGUAUCAAGGCUUCUGGAGUGGAUGCCCUCGCGAAGCUGCCCCAGGGUCCACACAGUGUUUUCAUUCCCCUUUGCUUCCCUUGUUCUUUAUUUCAUAUCCAGCCCCUGGUUUCUUUUCUCUUCCGAAGGCCCCGAACCUCUGAUUUUUGUAGCCACACGUCUGAGAGCAUCUGAAAGUUCAACAUUCAUUCAUGGUUAAAACGUGAGCCAUGUUUACCUGUUUGGAGCGAGGUGUAGGGAGCUGCUUGGCCUGACUGCCUUUUGUACCAGAUCAAAUCAAGAUGUGUGGCUCAGCCAUUUCAGGGUGUCCUGUUGCUUCCUGACCAACCUUUUCUGCUUCUCUGCUUCAGCUGCCAUCUGAGCUGCUGACUGGCAUCUGUAUUUCUAGCGAUAGAAACCACUUUAAAAACCACAGGCUAACUACCCAGGUAUCCAUGUGGAUUUGUCUUGUCCCGUUUUUUGGAGCUGCCAUAACAAAUUAUCUCAAGCUGAUGGCUGAAAACAAUGUAUGGUCUAGGUCCUAGAAGCCAGAAUUCUCAAAUCAAGGUGUGGGCAGGGCCAUGCUCCCUCUGAAGGCUCUAGGGAAAGUUUGUUCCAGGCUCUCCCAGCUUCCGGCAGCCUCAGGCGGUCCUUGCCUCGUAGAGACCUACCAGUCUUUACAUUGUCUUCCAUUGGUGUCUAACAGACCACAUCUCCCCUUCCUAAGGAUGCCAGUCCCAUUGGAUUAGGGCCACCCCAAUGACCUCAUUUUAACUGGAUUACUUCUGUAAAGACCCUGUUUCCAAAGGUCACAUUCUGUGGUACUGGAGAUAAGACUUCAACAUCUUUUGGGGGGACGCAAUCCAAUCCAUAACACUAUCAGACACUUGCCUUCCCCAAACCUGUUCUGUAGAGUUCACUGACUUUAUUGAAUGCUGUCGGCACGUACUUGGUUUACCAAAUCAGGUCGUGGCUGUGCUGGGUGUCCUCCCCUUCAUCCUAAAUCUAACUGGCGCACAGACCCCUGCCCCUGGGGCUCAGACGUUGGCUCUUCUCCAUGCCUUCUGGCCACCUUCCCGUCCACCACCCGUGCUCGGGGCCCUGUGGCCGACCCUGUCUCCUUUCUCUGCUGUCCUGGCAGGCAGAUGUGCGCCCACCAAUGCGCCGCGCUUACUGCCCUAUGGGCAGCUCCUUGGGGUGGACAUGACCAGGGUGAGGGAGGGCAGCCCAGGCCCAGCCAUUUUGGGUCAGACCCUGGCCUCUGCUCCCUGGACGCCCAGGCCCUUUGCACACCCCACCUCCAUGCCCUGCUUUUCUCUGCUCCCCCUUCAGAGCCCAGCUCGCCCGUGACUGCUGGACGCUCGGCUGCCCCCUCCCAGGCGUCUCGCCGCCACGACAGGGGGCGCGCCGUGGCACGUGGGUCCAGUCGAGGUCCGCCGGCCGGCAGGGGGCGUGAGGUCUCGGGCUCACGCUGGCGUCCACGGGGGCCGGAAGUCCCUCCCCGGAAGGAGUCAUGGGGACGGCGGCGGAAGUGGGAGAAGUACCGCCCCUUGGGCUGUGCACCUUCUUGGCGCCGCAAGCCUGGCCACCCUGCUGACAGCCUGGCUUCCUCUCUUCUCCGCCGCCGCCCGCUGUCCGCCACCCCGGUCGCCGCCGCGUCCUUCUCCGAAUGCUGGGCGGCCGGCAGUCGCGUCCGCCUGUUGCAGGCGGUGGACACGGAGCACACCGUGGACUCCGUGGAGUGGUGCCCGCUGGAGGGCUGCAGGCACUUGCUGGCGUGCGGCACCUACCAGCUGCGGAAGCCGGAGGACCAGCCCGCCGACCCGGAGAGCAAGAGUGGACUGGAUGUUGAUGAGCCUCAAAUUCGUUUGGGUCGUCUCUACCUGUAUAGUUUCAAUGAGGACAGCUCUCCUUGUGCCCUGCUUGAGGUCCAAAGAAGAGAUACUUCGGCGAUCCUGGACAUGAAAUGGUGCCACGUUGCGGUGGCCGGCCAUGCACUCUUGGGAGUGGCAGAUGCUUCUGGGUCCAUAGAGCUACUCCGCUUGGUGCGAGCCGAGCAGAACUCUUACACACUGCAGCCGUUCUCCCGCUUUGCCCUGGGAAAGCAGUGUCUGGCCUUGUCCUUGGACUGGUCCACUGGGAAAGCCGGAAGAUUUCCCCACUGCUUCCCUGUGUCUAGGGCCAGUGACCAGCCCUUGAAGAUCAUUAGCAGCGACUCCAGCGGGCAGCUCCAUCUCCUGCAGGCGUACCAGGCAGGGCCGGGAAUGCAGGCUGUGGGCACGUGGCAGGCCCAUCACUUUGAGGCCUGGGCUGCUGCUUUCGAUUACUGGCAAACGGAAGUCGUGUAUUCAGGUGGGGACGAUGGCCUUCUGAAAGGCUGGGACACCAGGACCCCUGGCACGUCUGUGUUCACAAGCAGGAGACACUCCAUGGGCGUGUGCAGUAUCCAGAGUAGCCCCCAUCGCGAGAACAUCUUGGCCACGGGAAGCUACGACGAGCACGUUCUUCUCUGGGACACUCGGAGCAUGAAGCAGCCGUUGGCGGACAUGCCCAUGCAGGGCGGGGUGUGGAGACUCAAGUGGCACCCUUUCCACUACCACCUGCUCCUGGCAGCGUGUAUGCAUGGCGGCUUUACGAUCUUCAGCUGCCAAAAGGCAAUAGAGGAGAAUCAGGAAGCGUUCCCAGUCACUCCGUCCUACACCUUGCCCAGCUCGCUGGUGUAUGGAGCCGACUGGUCCUGGCUGUACUUCCGCCGCUUGCCGCAGACCCAUCCGUCAUUCUGCUUGGGGUCCUCUCCUGGCAGCGACCCAGGAGCCAAAACAGCGGACGCAGUCUAUACCCUGAAAGUUGCGGCCCAGUCGCCGGCACCCUGUUUUGAGCGUUUAGCUGAUGCUGAUGGAGAGGGUGGUACCAAACACCAGAGUGGAGGCAAGCUGAAGACUCCUCUCCAGCCCUUUGCAGAGGACAAGAACGGCAGCCAGCUGCAGGCCUCAGGGACCAAGAUCUGUGACUGUGACCACCAUCUGGAGGCAGCUCACUUUGACAUCAGUCUUCUAGCCACUUGCUCCUUUUAUGAUCAUGUUCUUCACCUCUGGGAGUGGGAGAAUAGCUGAGCUAGGGAAGUUACUUGGUUUGACAUCAUAAAGACCAUUUCCACCAAUAAAAGCAAGAGUAUGUCUUUA
Molecule: messenger RNA, 4332 nt
Organism: Kogia breviceps (pygmy sperm whale)
Lineage: Eukaryota; Metazoa; Chordata; Mammalia; Artiodactyla; Physeteridae
Gene: DPH7
Product: diphthamide biosynthesis 7
Biological process (GO): protein histidyl modification to diphthamide
Cellular component (GO): cytoplasm
Molecular function (GO): diphthine methylesterase activity; protein binding
Source: RefSeq, a predicted model, not a curated record